UGUUGUUGUAGGAGGUUAUGUGGUCUAAUUACGAACUAUUAGAUAACUUUAGCAAAAUAAAUAAGAUGAUAUAGAACUGAAAAUAAUACUCCUCAAAAUUUUGGUAUAUACAGUUUUAUACAAAUAAUUAAAAAUGGAUUUCUUUUCAGAGAUAAUAGGUGAAACCGUUAUACUUGGCAUUGAUUCUUUAAUAUUGGGAGUUUGUGUAAAACAGCUGAGCAAAUGCAAAUAUAUAUUGAACGCAUUACAGUCAGCCCCAGUGCUUGACAUAGAUUCAACUUUAAACAAGGAGAUUAACAAGUACCCCAGCCAUGUGAUCCCGUAUGUCGUGAUACGGGGCCUUGUAAAGCCACUCGGCAAUCCUAUUACAAGCAACUACCACCAAUCUGUCACAGGUGUAAUACAAAGACUAACAAUAAAAGAACAUGUCAUAGCAAGAACAUCAGCCGGAUUCUGGUCGGAUCAGACUCGCACAAUUCAUGAGGUGUACAACUCAACCCCUUUUGUACUCAGUAGUGGCAAAUACAGCAUUGAAGUUGUGGAUGCUCUUGCUGCAGACCUAUUAGACUUGGAUGUUAUAUCAGAUAAAUUUGAGCCAAUGUCUCCUGGAGUGAUCGACCAUGUCUGGGGGUUCUUCUCGGGAGUUCGGCAGCGCGGUCUUCAGACUAUGGAGGAAAUGCUUCGAGAUGGUUCCUACAUAACUGUUGUAGGGGAACUGAGUAGGACUAGUUCUGGGUUAAAGAUUCAGCCGCCACGAGAUGGUCUGCCCCUCUACCUUACCACUGCCACAAAGUCUAGUUUGUUGAAGAGGCUAGCUAGCUCGCGGGAUUUCUUGAGAAUUCUCCUAGCCGUAUUCGGCACUGUUGCCGCCAUAGCGUCCGGUCGCGUCCUCUACAAAUACAUGAAGAGACGUCGGCGGCGCGAGGCUGAGGAGCAACUGAAGAAGCAGCUGGCGGCCGGCCGGCGCCAGCGCCGCGCGCACACUCGUGACCACGCGCUGCCCGACCUGCAGCUGUGUGUGGUCUGCACCGAGAACCCCAAAGAGAUAAUUCUGCUGCCUUGUGGUCAUGUGUGCUUAUGCGAAGACUGCUCGGAGAAUAUCAAAGACAAGUGCCCAAUUUGCAGAGAGAGGAUAGAGUCCCGCGCACCCGCUUUUAUAACGUAAACAAUAAAUUAUAUUAAUUAGGUAAUUUAUUUAAACAUACGGCCUGUUCAGAGAUAUAACUGUGUAGUGUAAAUAUUUUAUUAAGUAUCUUAAAUCAAUAUCAACGUAAUUAAAAUCAAUAUCAAUAUGUCAAAAUUUCAGAAACAAGAUUUUUCCAUUAUAAA
Nymphalis io (European peacock) is the source of this 1329-nucleotide messenger RNA. RefSeq names its product mitochondrial E3 ubiquitin protein ligase 1 (gene Mul1). Gene Ontology annotation, biological process: organelle organization; protein ubiquitination. Lineage: Eukaryota; Metazoa; Arthropoda; Insecta; Lepidoptera; Nymphalidae. Gene Ontology annotation, molecular function: ubiquitin-protein transferase activity. The record is from RefSeq and is a predicted model, not a curated record. The transcript is spliced from 6 exons. The coding region runs from base 134 to 1165 and encodes 343 amino acids.